CAAAUAUCAUUAGCGGAAGGUAUACAUUUAAUUCUAUUAUAAUAUUGAUAUGAUUUUCAUAACAGAAUUAAAUAUGCUGUUUGUACUAUUAAUAUUUAAUACCAUCAAAGCAUAGACAAGUAUUCAUCACUUCUUUAACUGCUACCAACAUUUCGUUUCAAUCGCGAAUAAAAUGAGACUCUCAUGUCUAAGGUUCAGUGCCUACUGCUACAACAGGUAUUGAGGUAAAUAGUGAUAACUGAUAACAAUAAUAACCACAUCUGAAUGGCAAUCAAUGAUAGUAAUAUUGAUUUUUAAAAUUUACUAAAUUACUAAAUACUGAAUUCUUUAAUGUUUUAUAAAAAUUUAAUUUAAUUUUAAUUUAUUCAGAAUAUACAUAUAUAUACUUUAUGUUUAUUUUCGUGUUUAAAUAAUCAAUGUGAGUGAAAAAAAAUAAAAAAUAAAAUAUAAUCAUAAUUUUUUGGUGUAAAAUGGCUGGUCAACCACCACAUACUACAAUCAACUGUCCGGUGUUAAAAAUUUCAUCACCAGUUACUUGCCAAUCCCCAAUUGUUUCACCAAGAACACAUCAAUAUGUAGUUCAACAACCUACCUCUCGAACAACCGUACCUCAGUUAGCAAGUACAAACAGCGUAAGGCAUAUUAUACCAUCUUCGAUUGCUCAAUCGUCAAAUGUAACUUACAUGUUACCGUCUGGUGCUCAUAUUGUAAGAAUGAAUAAUGUGAUGACUACUACUGUAGCUGGAGAUCAAAGACCAAAUGCACAAAUCAUUAGAACAUCAAGUUCUCAAAAAACUUCUUCCAAAAAUAGUAAUUUAACUAUUUCAGAGGUGGUUAACAGCCGUGAGUUUAAACAACUAAUAAUAUAAUAAACAGUAUAUUUAGAUAAUAGUAUAAAUUAUUGUAUUAUGUUUCAGCAGCUUCAGGAAGUGAGAUUUCCAGAACUCUUGGUGUUACACCUCCAGUUUUUCAAAAACCUGGAGUAAAUAAAUCCAAAUUAGCGGCUGCAGCAUAUUACAGCCAAUUUAAAGGCAAUGAUUCUCCUCCAAAACUUUCCAUUAUAACUAGUAAGUAUUCAAAUAAAAUUAAAUGCAUACCUUAGUAUUUAAUUAAAUUUAAUAAUUACAGAGCCGAAUGAACCAAAACCUGGGCCGAGUAUUAUUCUAACAUCAAAUGAUUGGAGCAAUAAUAAAAAUGUCUCCAUUUCAAAUUUACAAAAAAAUCCGAAUUACAUGCCAAUACCAUUGAUUCAAAAAUCAGGAACUUUGAUAAAGCCUAAUGUUGAUAUACAACAACAAAAACCCCAACAUCAAUCUAUUCGUUCAGUUAUUUUACCAUCAAAUUACCGAACAAAUACUGUUAAUUCACAGCAAGGCACUGAUUGUAAAUUAUUAUUGAGUUCAUUAAAUUUACCUACUCAAGUAAGACAAAAUUUAUAGUAGUUAUUUACAAGAAAAAACAAUUAUAAAUUUAAAUACUUUAUAAUUUGGUACCUACAAGCAAGGGCAUCUUCAGAAAUUUGUUUAAGUGGUAUGGGGGUAAAAUAUUUUCAAUAUUUAGUUUCAUUAUCUGAUUAGCAAUACAAAAUGGAUUUAUUUGCACUUAAAAUCCAUAAGAAAAGAGUUUGAAAUCAUCAAUAAAAAGCCCUGAAAAAAUAUUAAAAAAAGCAAAUAUGGUAGAAGGGUUUAAAACAUAAAAUAUUUUUAUUUUUUAAUAGGUACAAUUUUAUUUGAAAAAAAUUACUUUGUGUUAAUCAUUUUUGUAAUGUUAUAAAAUUAUUGUUAAUAAAUUAGAUGGGAACUUUUAAAUCUCUUAAUUAUUUUUGUUUUGUUUUUUAAAACUGUUUUGAUAGUUUUAAGAGCUUUUUUGUGGAUUUUAAGUAAAUAUAAAUCCGUUCCUUAGAAUAAAAUAUGGGUCGUGACAUGUUUUCUUUCAUAUAUGUAGGGAAUGUAAAAAUUAUGAAUUAUGUAGAUAGUUAGUUAAAACUUAAUUUUACAGAUGGUAGUAUUAAUUUUAAAUUAGCAAAUAUAUUUUAUUUUGUUUACAUAAAAUCAAAAUUAUCAAAGAUAAUAUUAUGAUAAUUAUAUAAGUAGUAAUAGAAAAAAUAGUAGGUAGUGUAAAUUUAACAAAUGACUAUAAUUUUUUUUUUUUAUAUAUUAUAUUGUAAAAUACAUUAUCAGCUAUGGUCUAAGUUGUAAUGCUAUUAAUGAAAAUGAUAAACACUAAAAAAAAUUCACUAUCAAAAAAGUGUAUAAAGCUUUUGUUUUUUUCUAGAUAGUUAAUAAUAAUAAAUAAUUUAAACAUAACUUAAUUAUACAAAUUUCACAUAUCACUCAAAUGUAUUAGGCAACCCUUUGGAAUUUACCUAUAAUAUUGGUAUAAUGUAUACAAUAUAGAUACAUAUGGCAGUAUAUUUAAUUUUUUUUUUUUUAAAGGUAUUUUUUUGAAAAAUCAUUUUUGAAUUUUAUAGGUUGCAAAUUCAAAUGAUAAACCAAACAUAUCAAAUACUCCAGUUUCAAAUAUUCAACAGCUCAAUACAAAUAUUAUCCAAAUUCCUCAAAUGGCCCAAAAGGCUCAAAAACCUGGAGCUAAUGUGCAUGUUGGUCAACUACCUCAAACCUCAAUUCGUUCUGUUAUAUUACCAGCAAAUUAUCGACCAGCAACAACUAAUGUUGGAACACCUCGCCUACCUAGAGGAGUUGAUUAUAGAUUAAUUCUCAAACCGGUAAAUAUACAACAGCAAGUGAUCAAAUAUAUGUGUAUAUUAAAUUAUUUCAAAACCUUAUUAUGAUUGAAUGUAAUUAACAUAUUUACAGGUAUUAAAAAAUGUACCACCAUCCAGAUUUCCAAUUCGACAAAACACUCCAUUACGAAAAGUCACACCACAACAAAUCCCCCCUAAUGUUCGGUCCCUAAACCGUCCUCCUACUUCUAAAACUCAAAAUGAUACAAUUGCAGAUUCUAAAAUAAAACAAAUCCCAUUGAAAGAAAGAAAACACAAAUUAGUUAUUUCAGAAAAAUCUAUUCAUAUAUGUAUAGAUGAGCACAAUGGAAAUCUUAAAGCAAAUCAACCAAAUUUAAAAUUAACACCAUCUGCUAUAAAACUUAUACAAGCUGAAGUUACAUACAGAUUGUUUUAUUUAUUAAGGGUGAUAAAAUAUGAUCAAUAAAAUUAUUUAAGCUUUAAUUUUACAGUUAAGUAUGUAUUUCAGGAAUGUAAAAAAUAUCACAUGAGAUGUCGUACCAAUGUUUUAUCAGAAGAAUCAGUUAGAAUAGUUUGUUCUGAAUAUUUUGGUACAUUCUAUGGCAACAAAUUGUGGCCAUUGUUUUGUUUAAAACCACGUGAUGAUGGUGAUAGUUCAAAUCCUGAUAAGGAUGAAAACCCUAUUUGGAUGAGAAAACAUAAUAAUGUCAAUCUUUUAGGGUGGAUAAAACAUCCUCAAUUUUACAUUAGUUACUAUAGAAGACGUAAGAAAUAUUUUUUUUCAUUGUUUCAUUCACUAAAGCAUUGUUUAUUUUUUAGUUUUAAUUAAAAACUAUUUUUUUUUCUUGUCUUAAUACUAAUAUUUGUCAUGGUUUUUGGUCAGAAUUUUAGAUUUGGAGCAUAUUGAGGGAUCUAUUAGUUUUACAUUGAUAUGUUUAUUUUUUUUGUCUGGGCAAAUUUUCAAACAGAAAACUUGCUCUGGUGUUUAAAGUGGUAUACCUUUCUUGUAAAAGGAAAUUUUAUCUAGUUGGUGCUUGAGCAGGUCAUUUUUUGAUUUUCCAAUCAAUUUUUAUAAUAAUCUGGAAAAAGCAGAAAAAUAAUCAUAGGUAAAAUGAUAUAUAUUCACUAUGUUUAAUAUAUCAACUAUAUUCUCUACAAGAAAUAUUGCUCCAAUAAAAAAAAAAACAGUAAAUCUUUCUUGUUGCGUUUGUAAUCUAGUAGGUGAAUAAGAAAGUCUGUUUUAAUUUUCCCUGUAGUUUUUUUUAAAAAACCGAAAAACUGGUGUUAUUAUUUUCAAUUUUAUUUUUUUGUUUUAAUUCAGUUAAAUAUAUUCUUAAAGACAUUUUAACAAAAAACUUAUAUAUACCUUUUAGUUAAAUUUUAAAAAAAAUUUAGACAUUUUAAUUUGGUAGGUAUUCUAUGAAUAAAACUGCUAGACUAAACAGAAAUGCUUGAAAAUAUGAUAGGAGGUUCAUUCUGGUCCAAAAAAAAAUUUGGGUGUAAUAUAGAAUUUUUUUUAUAAGAAUUGUUAUAUCAAAUUUUGAUGAGAAUUUUAAAUUUUAUGGUUACAAGGUAUAAAUUAAAUAACUUUAUGUAUCCACUUAAGGAUAAAUUUUUAUUUCAUAUUAAAUAGUAGACAUUAAAAAAAAAUAUAUUAAUGAUAUUUAUUUUUAUAUUAAAAGUUCUAAUGGAUUAAUAUAAUAUAUUUAAAAACUUGUUUUUAUAGGUAGUAUAAAUUAUCCAGCGAAGAAAAAUUUGACAUCAGACUCAUUAAUGAAUGUUUCGGAAACUAUAUAUGAACAUUCACAUCCUAAAUUAUUUACUGAAGGGUCUACAGAUUCUCCAAAAGUAUUCUACCAGCCUUGAAAAACUAAUCAAGUACCAUUUACCAAUUUAUUACAAAAAAAUAAUAGUGAUAAGUUAAUUCUGCCAUUAUAGACAUUUAUGGAUAUUGGUCAAAGUAUUCUUACUUCUACAUCUAUGUCAAUAACUUCUCAUCUAGAUUAAAAAAAGUUUUGGUAGUAUUAUUUUAUAUUAAAAUUGUAUUAUAGUUAAGUUAUUUAUACAACACAAUAUAAUCCUAUUUAAAUUAUUGUAUUUCCACUUUUACAAUUUCGUAUGUCUUCUUACUACUGAGAAUUACACAGAUUCAUGUAUAAUAACCAAUAAGAAAUAGAUAGGUCAGAUGUCUGGCCUUUGGAUAGCACUGUUAUCUAUCCUUUUCUACUUUAGCCAUUUGCUUACAUUUUGCAAUGGUACUGUAAUAAUUUUACACCUAUUUUUAUUAUAUUACAUUUUUUAAUUAUUUUCAACAUUUAAGUGUAAUUACUAAUUUCUAAUAUAUUUCAGUAAAUAAUAAUAACAAUUUUAAACUAGAAACUGCUAACUAUGGUUAUUGUAUUAUCCUAUGAAUAAAUUAAUAGUGUAAAUAAAUUACUCAAAUCUGUUAUAUUAUGAAAGUAGACAUUUUUAUAGAUCUAAUAGAUAAACAGCCUAUCUAUUUUUUUAUUAUUAUUUAUAAGAAAAUUGUAUCUUUAGAGUUAUAUUUUAAUGAAUUAUAUACAUUUAUUUAUUACUUUUACUUUAGUGGCCCGAUCCUUGCCUUAGUAGUUAGUAAUUACUAUAAAUUAAGAAUAUUGUUUUUUUCCUUUUCCUUUUUUGUAUUAUAUCAAUUUUUUUUAAAAUUCAUUUAUCACAGUAUAUAGUAUCAUGAGUAUUGUGAAUUAAUAAUUUCUGUAAUUUUUUAAUUAUUAUUAUUAUUAUUGUUAAUUUAACAUCUGGUUUUGUAGUAUAAUUUUAUAUUAUUAAAAAUAUCAUUGUUUAAAAUAGAUAUAAUUGUUUUAUAUAUUGAACUUAGCUGUGACCAGUGUCUUUUAAUUUGAAUAUUUCAUAGAACCAAAAAUGUAUACAAUUAAUACUAUUGCACAAAAUCUAUAAUAAUAAUUAUAAUAUUAUGUGUAUAAUAUAGUCAUGGUUGUAGUAAUAUUAGUUAAUUUUAAAGAUUCCUAAAGAAAUUCACAAAUAAACUGAUAAUAUUGUUUAAUAUACAAUUUAUUUAUUUGAACGUAUUGUGUAUUUAUUUUUUUUUUUAUUUAUGAAAUCAAAAUUAUAAAUUAUAAUAGUAUCAAUUAGUACACCAAUACUAUAUUAUAUGUGUAAUUUAUACAAUAAUAUUAAUUUUAAAGUUAUUUAUAUAAUUUUUUUUUUUUUUUACAAUGAAAAAAUUUAACUUAAUAAUAUUAACAGAGUAGUAUAUGCAUUUAUGUCCUUAUUAUAUCACCUGUAAUUUAUUUUUUUUAUUUAGAAUUUGCACAUUAAAUCUAAAGUAACAAACAGUACAAUACACUGUUUGAGUGUAUUCCAAAUUAAUUAUAACCCAUACAUAUAUAUAAGUUAAUAAGUUGGUAAAUAAUAAUUAAACAAAUUACAAAUCCAUCUUAAAAUAGAAUUGGUAUUCAGUCAAAUAAGAAGUCAAACUAUAGUCAAUUUAAAAAUAUUAUUUCACAACAGUUAAUUUUUUAAUUAAUGGAUUUUGAUUACAAUAAAAUUUAACAAAAUAAUUUGACUGGUCCAAAACCUAACCCUACUUGAAAGAAUAUAUCAUUUAUUCUAUAAUUUAUAUUUAAAAAAUUUACUCAAUAUACUAUAUUUACAUGCUAUUUAAAUUAAAAGAUUAAUAAAAAUAAACAAAAAUGUACAACCAAUUUAUAAUAAAAAAAUGUAUUUAAUUUUUAAUGUUAAAAAUAAACAUGAUAAUAUUAUUACUCAAUGACAAUUUUAUUGAGUUAUUUCAAUUUGCAUAGUAUUUUAACUGAUACUUAAUUUUCUAUAUUAUUUUCUGAAGAUUGCAUGCUAACUGCUCAUAACACAAUCUAAAUUGUUUAAUAUCUACUGAAACUUUGUAUUAUUACUUUACUAUAUAAAUCAUAGGUAUAAUACGUACUUGUGUGUUUAUUUGUCAACAAAUAGAUUCAGAAUCAAUACAAGUCAACAGCUAUGUGCCAAACCCUUAUAACUUAACAUUUUCCUUAUUUUUUUAAUUUAAUUUUUUGAAUAAAUUAUUUGUUUAAUGUUAUACAAAUUGUAAAAAUAAUUGAAUUAUUAACAAAGUAAUAUUCUGAUAUUUAAUAAUAACGAAUCAAACAAACGUUUUUAACUAUCCUGAAUAAUUUGUA
Molecule: messenger RNA, 6879 nt
Organism: Cinara cedri
Lineage: Eukaryota; Metazoa; Arthropoda; Insecta; Hemiptera; Aphididae
Source: the annotation of a GenBank genome assembly